Lodderomyces beijingensis is the source of this 1173-nucleotide messenger RNA. Lineage: Eukaryota; Fungi; Ascomycota; Pichiomycetes; Serinales; Debaryomycetaceae. The record is from the annotation of a GenBank genome assembly.
AUGAGCAAGACGAUAGCUACUACUACAACCACCAAGAGCAACGACGCUUCAUUGGAUUCCGCAAUGCCGAUACCAAACCCACAGACGGACAGGGUGUUGACUCCCUACAUCAAGCUCUUGCUACCGACACCACCGCAGCUCCAGCCAUCGGAUCUCUCGUCAGUCAUCCGGCUAAUUUUCCAGAGCCGCGCCCUGGAGGUGCAGAUUGCCUCGUUUCUUUCGCUUUUACGCGCCCGCGGCUUGGACCAGGACUCGCUGUUCAUCGCCGCGGCCGUGGACGCCGUGUUGGAGUUUGCCGAGACUAUUCAGGGCCACUUGGUGGACGAGCGUGGCUACAUUGACAUUGUCGGCACGGGCGGCGAUGGACAAAACACAUUCAAUGUCUCUACUUCUUCGGCGAUUGUUGCUGCUGGGAUGGGGUUGCCCGUGUGCAAGCAUGGAGGCAAGGCCAGCACGUCGACUUCGGGCUCGGGCGACUUGCUCAAGCUGUUGGGGGUCGAAUUGUCUCGCAUCAACGUGGUGACGUUGCCUGAUAUUGUGCAGCGGCUGAAGUUUUGCUACUUGUUUGCUCCGAGUUUCCAUCCGGGGAUGGGGAUCGUGGCUAAUGUCAGGGCCCAGUUGGGCAUACCUACCAUAUUCAACAUCUUGGGCCCCUUGAUCAACCCCAUCCCGAUCCAGUCUAGGAUCUUGGGGGUUUACAGCGAGAAGUUGGGCGAGAGUUAUGCUCGUGCAGCGUCGAUCUUGGCUCGCAAGUCUCAUAUCCACAAGCGCACCAUGGUUGUGUUUGGCGAGUGUGUCUUGGACGAGAUUGCUCCGCUGGGAUACACCAAGAUCUGGAUGGUUGAAGAAGACGGAGAGAUUAAAGCUGAUCGCAUCUGCCCCAAGGAUUUCGGGUUGGGUGAACACGAGUUGGAUGCGGUUAGAUCAGGCUCGCCUGACCAGAAUGCAGAGUGGUUGGGCCAUAUUUUGAGGCAGGACAAGGACGAGUUUAAGAUUGUCGAAGGAAGGACGAACCACCCUAUUGUGGAUUACAUCUUGUUGAAUACGGCGGCGUUGGCUUUUGUUGCGGGUCUCUCGCGGGACUGGGCCGGCGGGGUUGAGUUGGCGAAGGAGUCGAUCAAGUCGGGCAAGGCGUUGGAGGCUUUGCAGGAUUUGAAAGAUGCCAUUGCUUGA